GCAACAUCAUGUCUUCAAACACCUCAUCAUCCGAUAGUCCACUUUCUAUUGAAGAACAACAGAAUCAAGUUUUUGAACUUUUCCAUGUUGCCACCAUUUGUAAGAAUGUUAUCACAGAUGCUGAAAGACUCAUGGUUAGAAAUUAUCGUCAACGUCCUCUAACUGCAUCACAACAAUCCCUAUUAGUGGAAACUUGUGCAAUGAGAAUGUUAUAUGGACAAGAGGGUUUGCCAUGUGUUAAUGAAAAUAGUAGGAAACAUUUUACAGAAAAAGCAACAAAUCAAGAUUUAUAUCAUCGUAAGAAAUAUGUAAAUGAUGAUGAAUAUUCAUUCCAACAACGUACUAGUAUGAACAAAUCUAAUUGGCAAUUGAACGAUGAAUUUAUUAGAAAUGAAAAUACUAGGUCGAAAAUCUUCAAUGAAAUUAAUGAGUGUCACAAUAAUAGUGCCGAAUAUAAGCAAAAAUAUAACGAGUAUGAUAAGCUGAUUAGUAAUGAUUGGAUGGAAAAGGGAAGCUUCUCUAGAGUAUUCCCAGAUGUUGUGAAAAAUCUCUCUUCAUCAAAUGAUUCAAUUUCAAUUCUCUCCAAUUUGAAGAAAAAGCUAAUGUCCAACUAUAAUAAGAAUAGAAUUGAUUCGAUAGUAGAUGAACAUUAUCCUAAGGAAAAGAAGGAAUUAAUUGAAUGCAUUCAGAAUAAUAUUUCCAGUCAUCAAUCUUUCAAUUAUCCAAACUUUUUAGAAUUGUGUAAAAUUCAAGUCAAUCAAUUUUACUUUAAAGCACUGACACAAUCAUGCUCAACUCAAUUCAAAGGAUGUAUGGAAAGAAAUGGAGAUACUGUGCAGUCAGUUUCAAUGCUUCAAUCUAUGGAUUGUUCUUCUCAACAAGUGACACCUGAGGAAAUUUCUUGUGUUCAGAUGGUAUUGACGACAGAACAAGAGAAGGAACUAUCAUUACACAUAUUGCAAUGUACUAUGAAGAUUGCCGAGAAGUUGAAUAUUGAUAUUGAUGAUAUUUUGUCAAAGGGACAAAUUAUUCAUCGGGUUGAGAAGGAAGAUGAUCAUAAUCCAACAAAUUUGUAUGAAGAGGGAAAAUUUGAAAUGGACGAAGAUUCGGAAAUGGAAGAUUUGGAAGAUGAAAUUAAAGACUUGGAGGAGGACAGUAAAAGGGUUGAGGAAUUGACUAGCAAAACUAAUCAGGGUGAUGUAAUAUUGAAAUUCAAGUUUAUGAAUGGAAUGAGCUUUGAAGGAGGUUUUAAAAGUUGUGUUUUACUGGGUGAAGUAGUGGAAUGGCUUGCAUUGAAGAGUGGAGUAAUUAAAGAAAUGAUUGGAUUGAGAAUUAAUAAUCAAAUAUUUGAAAAUAGAAAGAGCGAUAUUUAUUCAUUUUGCAAAGUUGGAGAUUUGAAUAGGGUCCGAGCCACAAUUAAAAUAUCAGACUUGCAUAAACCCGAUCGGUAUGGAAAUACACCACUUUAUUAUGCUUGUUUAUGUGGACAUUUGAAUUUGGUCAAAUAUUUAUCGGAAUUGGGAGCUCGUGAUGAUAAAAAUGCAAGGUGUUAUAUGAAUGCCUUGUCAUUACGAGUUAGAGAAUUGUUGAGAGUUUAUAAUUCAUAUGAAGGACUAAAGAUGUUCAAAAUGAAAAAUGGGGAUUGUGAAGAUAUUGGUGAACAAACGUAUGAACAAGAUCAGUUCAAGCCACUCGAUCUAUUCAUGAUGAAAAUGGCAAGGAGGGUUAUUUAUGGAACUAAACCAGAAGAGAGUGAUUUGACUAUUAGAAUUAGAUUCGGAAAGAAUGAGGAGGAUACAAUUUACUACUGUCAUUGGUGGAUUAUUUUGAAGAGAUGGCCAAUGCUACUCUAUUUUGCUCUGGUAAAUAAGGAGAGACCUAUUCCACAAAAAACAAGCUACACCUUAACAAGUGAUGAAUUGGCCAUAGUUAAUUUGAAAACAAAACUGGAGAUUGAGAAAUAUUUCAAUUCUAUUAACAAGAAAGCAUUGAAGAUAAAGGAUUAUGAUAGAAAAAUUGAGCAAAUUAAGGAACAAAUCUUGGUUGUAAAUCAAAAGAAAAAUUUUAAAAGACCAACAGACGAAUUUGAUGCAAUGAAGAAUUUAAUACCAGAUGAUGAUUCUGAAAUUAGAGAUUUUUUUAAAAGAGAAGAGUUGCGACAUAUUGAUUUGGGACCAGUUCCAUUGACCAAAAUUCAAUUCGAUAAUCUACUGGUAUGGAUUUACACGGGUUGUAUCGUGAGAACGGAAAAUCCAAAGAAAUGCACAAAAUUAGAAAGUUUGGAAAGAUUCACUCAAAAGCAAGACUAUUGUGAUUGGAUGGAAAGCUUGGGAAUGUAUAAUUUUGUAGAUAUAUUCAGGGAUCAUAGAAAGGAUAUUAACAUUGCAAUGAAGGAAUCAGAUGAACUAUUCAAGAAGGACUUGAAAGGUUGUAUUUUCCACAGCUCCUUUGAAAGUAGGUCCAAGUUUGAGAAAUUGCAACGAAGUUUGUGUAAUGUCCAAAUCAAAAUUGAGAAUUAUCUAGAAGAGGUUUUCUUUGUUGAAUCUACAGAAUCAAUACUAUGUCACAAAGACUUCUUAUCGGAACGAUCCAUGUUUUUCAAUAUUUUACUCAACUCUAAUUUCGAUGAAACAGAAAGAAUGAAAGAAUCCGCUCUCCAUGAUGAAAUUCCAACACUUGAAAUUCAAGGAUGCAACUUUUCAGUUAUUCAAGAGUUGUGCAAUUUUAUUUACACUGGAAAGUUUGAAAAACUGGAUGAAAAUAAUUUACUGGAAUUGUUCUCAUACGGACAUCGUUUGGGAUUUCCUGAAAAUACCAUCAAUAUGCUUGAGGAACGAAUUAUUUCUCUAACUGUUUCAGAUGAAGAAAUUGUUGCUUUUUGUAAAGCUUGCUUUCCAAUUUUCAAAAAAUCUUCCAAAUUGGCUUUUGUGAAACAAUUAUGCAACCAUUUAGUCAAAUUCACUCCUCAGGAAAGAUUGGAAAUAUUCACAGACUUGGAUUUUGCAGAAAAAGAUAAGUUUCGUAUUCUCAACGACCAGUUUCGAACAAUUCGUCUAGCUUUCAAACGCAAUUAUCGAGACAAAAAAAUGAAAGUUAGCACAUGGUUAUUAGUUUUAUUGUUGUUGAGUGGUUGCGUGGUAUUUAGUGCUCAACAACCUUCAUUUCCCACCCAAAGAAUGUUUGGCAAGAAGAUUCGGUCCAGAAAUUUGCUAGACGAAAGUAUUUUCAUUGGAAAGGCAUUGGAUAUUGGAUUUACUUCACCAACUAUUCAUCCUUUCAAGAACAACAACGAAUUCGUACAUGCUUCACAAACAGAUUCGUAUGGAUUUUCACUUUUCGAAUAUAAACAUUCAGAAGAAUCUUUAAAAAGAAGAAGAAACCCACAUGAAAUUCUAAAGGAAGAAGACUACAUGACAGUGUCACAAAGCGGACAAGCUAUCAUCCAUGGCUCUCAUCACAUCUACUCAUUGUAUGGAAAAGUAAUUUCUGGUGUGUCCAUGCUUGACCAUGACGUAAACGUCUGGGAUGUCAAAUGUUCUGACAAUCAACUAGACAUUGAUUUUGCUAAUGGUCAUUCCACUUCAAAGAGAUUAAUUCCUGGUUCUAGACUUGUUAUUGGUAAACAAUGGCAAUGCUAUGGUCAAGACACAGACACCAAAUAUGGUAAUGAAAAUAUCCAAGCUUUUUUGGUUUUGGCUAGAGAAAUUAGAUAUGGUGAGGAUAACAUGGUGAGAGUCAAGUUUCAUGUUAAGAAAAUUAUGCCAAAAGAUUUGUUCUAUGACUUGAAAGUUGAUUAUUAUUCAGUUCCACUUGUUAGAAACAUGGUAGAUUCGAAUACUUUGCAAAUUAGUGAACCAACCAACAAGAGAUACUCUACAACCUAUCGUCUAUUCAAUACUGGUUUCAAUUAUGACAUUGCUGAGCAAAAAGUCAAAAAUCCUUCUAUUGGAUUAUACAAAUAUGUUAAUGGAACAACUUCCUUCACCAUUGAUUGUCUUGAUUGCUUUGCAACUGUUAAUUUAGAAAUCAAGGCAGAAAUUGAAUUGGGUUGGUGGAAAGUUAGCUCUGCUAAAAUUCUCGUAGGCGGUCAAACUCUAGCUAAUGCAACAUUAUUGUUCAGUUACCAAGCAAGCUAUUCGAAAACAAAAGAGGGAACCUUGUACAAGUUACCUGCGCCUAUUAAGAUUUCCUUGUUUUAUCUCUUUUCACUUGAUAUUACACCUUCUCUCGAGUAUAAGCUGAAUAUUGAGGCCUCUGGAAAGAUUGAAUAUAGACGAAACUUUUUGGUCUCUUAUUCUAAAUAUGUUGGUUACAAGUAUGAGUCAGGUACUGGUUUUUCUGAUAUCAAUGAAGGUGAUGGUCUUGUUUGGAGCUCCAAAUCUCCUGGAAUUUUCAUGGAAGGUAAUGCCACUGCUGAGCUCGCAGUUUAUCCUAAAUUCAAAUUCGAAUUAACUUCAUGGUUGCCUUCUGCUGAAGUUGCCAUCAUUCCAACAAUCAAAGGUCAAAUUCAUACUGAAGGCACAGUCUCCAGAUCAUCGGCUUCUCUUUUUGUAAAGUUUGAUGCUUUUUACAAACUUGGACUUUCAAUUGACGUUAAGGACACUUUUUCCAAGUCUUUUGAAGUAAUUACUUACACUCAUAUUCCAAGUAUUAGUGGUACCUACUCUCUCCAAACAACAUUCUUCUCAGCAACUGCUAGUAAUUCCACAGUUUCGGCCAACAAUCCUAUUCCAGUUAAUUACAUUAACGAAACUGUCAUUACUGGCUCUACAACAAAUACUAUCGAGUUUAGUAGCACUCCAAAGAAUUCAGUUUUGAUUUCAAAAAGGACAAUCUUUAAACAUUUGAGAAAUAUUCUCAAUACUUUCUCAUUCAUUUCAUUUUCAACAAAAUCCAGCAUUGUACCCCAACUCCAAACUCCAUUGACAGGUUUUUCAGAAUUUUACGACAGUUCCAAUUCGAAAUAUGUUUAUUCUGCAUUCCUCAACAACACAGAUUUUAUUAUCAAUCCUAUCAACUCCCUCACUAUCCAGUUUGAACAGGUUUUUGCUUAUCAACCAAUCGAAAGUUCAGAAACCUUAAGUUAUCCAAGACAAGCUAUUCGAGACACUUCUACAAUGGUAACAUUUAUCCAAAAAGUCAAUAGAAAGAUUCCAAAAUUUGGUGUAGUAAUGGAUUCAUAUGGCUGUUUUGAUGCCUAUGUCUAUGAGGCAUGGCUCCAGAACGGAAGAUUCGUACAAACUGAUGGACGAAAGUAUGAAGAAACGUAUCCUUAUUGGUCUAUUCUUGGAAAUUACUUUUAUCCAAUUACCAUGCAAAACAAUUAUGAAUCUGCAGAUCAUUACGUAGUAAUUCAGCUCAUUCCUAAUGACCCAGACUUUCCAUUAGAGUUGAAUUCUAUUAGAUUCGAUCCUUAUUUCGAAUUUUCUCCUUCUGACGCUUCAGUUGUUCAAGAUAAUUUGAAUCGAUUGAUUGGUUUAAAGUUCGGUGAUAAGGACGUUGUCUAUCCUUAUCUAUUCGUUCGUCCAGUUAACAAUGAAUUGAACGUCAAGCUUUACACUGACUAUGAAAUUUACAGAGCUUUCUAUGCUAAACCUAAACCUGGUGUUGGAUUGACCUAUACUCUGACUCAAACAGGAAGCUAUAUCCCAAUGUUGAAGGAUAAUCAGUACGGAACAGAAGUUGGUAUUGCAACUACUAAACCUGUCACUAUUUCAGUAUUUCCAAAUUACAAACUUGUAAAUGGAAUUCCAUCAAGUGCCAAAAAUUUAGCAAGUCAAGAACAAACUUAUUUUGCAUUCGAUUGUAGAACUUUCUAUGACAGUGUUGCUCUGAAUACCAAUUCUAAAGUUUACUUGAGAGUUAUUGAUUCUACAACUGGCAAUUUGAUUGUCAAUAAUUUUGAGCUUGACAUUCGAAUUGUAACAAGUGAUGGAUAUGUCUACAAUACUCUUACCAAGACAGUAGAUAAUAACAUGUUCGUAUUGGAUACUGACUCAAUUUCGAAUAUCAAGGGAAAUUGUGUAGUAUUCGAUCGUUUCGUCCAAAUUCGUCUCAAGAAUCUUGCAACAACUACCAAGACAUUCCAAUUAGAACUUUCCCUAGUUCAUGUUCCCAAAUAUAAUGAACCAAUUUCCAUCUCUAUGAAUCCAAGCACAUUUGGUUAUGGUUACAAAGACCUUUCUGAAAUUUUGACACGUGAAAAGAAUUCUGGAAAAUCUGGAAUUGUUCUCAAACAACAAUUCGCCUCCUAUCCAAUUGGAAAAGUUUAUCUCAGCUCAAGUACUAAAAAUAUUCCACCUUCUUUUUCAGAUCCUUCAUCAAUCAUGACAGCUAGUUCGAGAGUUCCAGAUUAUAUUGGAUCGAGCAAUGUUAUUGAAAGAUUGCCAAUUUCAUUUAAGACGAAUUAUGGUAAUUUCCUGUUUGGUUAUACUCAUUUAAUUACUUCUCAAUCUAUUUCAUUUUCUGUUGAGAAUUUGCCAAAUACUGACAUUUCUCUAAGUUUCGACAAAGGUCUAACAAACCUUGAAAGACUUUCCAAUAUCAAUACUACCAUUAUAAAUGUGAAAAUCAAUGGAAUGGACCAUUAUUGGAGAGAAUCCCUUCAAAAAUCAUUACAACAAAGUGAUCAAGAAGCCUUCCUCUAUCUGAAAGCUUUCGAUCAAAACAAUAACGUGAUUGUUUUGAGAAAUUAUUUCAGUGGAAUCAACACUUUGUGUACUGAUAGCCAAUUGACAUUCGAAUUGGUUCCAAUCCAAGGUGCUAUCCUUCCUUCAAAGUUUAAACUUACAUUCGAAUCGGCUAGUUCUUUAUUUACAACUGCAUACGAUAUUCCUGUAUUGAAUAGUUUGCAAGUUGAUUCAGGGGAUGAUAAUAAUGGAAUACCAUCCGUUGAAUGUCCUGAAAGAUGCAUUAGUUGCGAUAUUUCCAAUUCUACUUGUUUAGUUUGUCAAUUCGGAUAUUUUGGACGAAACUGUACUGAGACAUGCUUAAUUACAUGUAACACUUGCACUAAUGCAACUUCAUGUGAAACAUGUCCAUUAGGAAGUUUUGGUAUUAGAUGUGAUAUUCAAGAUACUCAAGAAAAUCCAUGCUCUCAAUUAUCAGAGACCCCAAUAGUGAGCGUUUCUAGUUCAGGUGGAGGCUACCAAUUGACCUACUCUAUCAAAAUACCAAAGAGCCUUCUCUCUACCACAAACCAAACUGUAAUUUCUCAUUCCAGCAUUGAUUCCUGUUCCAAGAAUCAACCAUCCUUCCAACCAGAACAAUUAUUCGAAUGUCAAGCCCAAUACUCACUCACAACCAGCAUCUCCACUUUGAUGAAUGAUUCUCGUAUUGUUAAACAGCUAGAUUCCUCAGGAACUGUUCUCACCCUAAACGUUCCAAUUAAUAUUGGACUAAUCACCAACAAAUUCGAUUCUCAAAAUGGAGAUUAUUGUGAAAUUGUGAAUUAUGGAGUGAAUCAUCAAGUUAAGCUUGUUUUAUCCUCUCACCAAAUGAUUGGUAUGGACGUGAAUGGAAACAUGACUUUUGGAGACAAUGUUAAUGUAAAUUACAGAAAAGAAAUUAUUACUAUUCAGGAUGGAUUGUUCUCCCUAUCAGGCAAAUUAUUUACUAAUAAUGUGACUGUGGUCUCUGUGAGUUAUUUGGGCUCCCAACCUUAUCAAAAUAUUGAUUUUGAUAUUAUCUUGAGUGAAUAUCAACCAAAUAGUUAUAAUCUCAUUAUUAGCUCAAAGCAGAAAGUUUCGUACAUUUCUGGAAUUUUUACCUUUUCAAUUCAAGUUAGAACCGGUGAGAAAAUUGUUCAAGUUUUGUUAAGUAUUUCUUUAUCUUACACUAUGCCAAUCAACCCUCCUCCAACCGAACUCAAAUACUCAACUCAAGUUAAUCUAUAUUCCAACAACUUUGGUCAACCUAAAAAUUUAUUCACAAUUUCAGAUUCUCCACACGUUUUGGUUAAUAUUGUAGAUUCUAAUGGAAAAUCCUCAUCUCUUCCUUCAUCAAUCUCGUUAUCUAUUAAGAAUGCCUAUCUCUGUUGCACAAAAUCAGGAGUUUCAAUGCCAACCUAUGAUCCAUCUCAGAAUUCCUACGGUUGUCAAAGAUAUAAUUCUACAACCAUGUCAAAUUGGCUUCACUUAAUUGAUAACCAAGUCGUUUCUUCACAAUAUGGAACUGAAUUGAUCAAGUUUCCAUUAAUUAAUUUCCAAUUAGGUUUCAAAUUUACCAUCCAAUCAAACAUGUUUCCAAUAGGUUCAUCAGAAAGUGUACAGGUCAACACUUGUUUUAUUCAUACAGAAUCGAUCAUGAAAAGCACCUCUUCAAACAGAGAGCUUAAUCUGGAUGAGAGUGGUACUUCAAUUCACAAUGCAUUCGAUAUUAUUCAAGUUUUUAGCGCAGCCCAACAGAAACCUCCAAUCCAACCAUCCAAAACCUCACCAAUCAUUAGCCAAUCAUUAAGAUUGAAUCAUUCAAACCCAAGUAGACAAUAUCUAUCUCAUUUGUUGGUCGUAUUUGUGGCAGCAAUGUUUAUUUUCUUGUAAAUUUUCUACAAUAAAUUAGAAAGCUAUUGAU
Messenger RNA from Naegleria gruberi, 8571 nucleotides. Its product is annotated as ankyrin repeat and BTB domain-containing protein. Gene Ontology annotation, molecular function: protein binding. The transcript is spliced from 4 exons. The record is from RefSeq and is a predicted model, not a curated record. NCBI's taxonomy places the organism in Eukaryota, Heterolobosea, Eutetramitea, Acrasida, Naegleriidae. Bases 9 to 8540 code for a protein of 2843 amino acids. Gene Ontology annotation, cellular component: cytoplasm; ubiquitin ligase complex.